Messenger RNA from Magnusiomyces paraingens, 1113 nucleotides. RefSeq lists its product as uncharacterized. Gene Ontology annotation, cellular component: nucleus. The record is from RefSeq and is a predicted model, not a curated record. The coding region runs from base 1 to 1113 and encodes 370 amino acids. NCBI's taxonomy places the organism in Eukaryota, Fungi, Ascomycota, Dipodascomycetes, Dipodascales, Dipodascaceae. Gene Ontology annotation, molecular function: RNA binding; metal ion binding. The transcript has a single exon. Gene Ontology annotation, biological process: box C/D snoRNP assembly.
AUGGAUCCUUACAUCUACAAUCCACCACCACCACCUCCUUCAUCAACUAAAAAACAACAACAACAGCAACAAUUCCAGCACAAACAAUCAGCACCUCCACCUCCUCUUUUCUUUUCGCCACCAAAAGCAUCGGGACAAUCAAAUGUUCAUGGUCUAAGCUUUAAUCAUAGCUAUCAGAAACCGACUUUUUCAACAGGUCCUAGAAUAGGAGGCAAUGGAACUACACCAUUUACCAAGAAGCAAAAGAAUCGGAGGAAUAACAACAACAACAAUAGGAACCAAAACCAAAACCAGAACCAGAACGGAGAAAAUAAUGGAAAUAACACACGGCACUCAUAUCAACAUCAAAAUAAACCCCAGAAUCAAAAUCAAUCACGAAAACGACCUCGCACCGAUGGUGACGAAGAUGAGGAUGAUUAUGAUGAUGAAGAAGUCGCUAAAGUCACAGGUGCAACAAGUGGAGUGCGCGUACCUGGAAGUUCGCCUGAGGAUAUUGCAAAAUGGAUAGCAGAGAGGCGACAACGGUGGCCGACACAGGCACGCGUCGAGGCCAAGGAGCGGCUACUGUUACGGAUUCAGGGGGAGCGGUUUGGGGUUUCAAAGGAGUCGCAAGAAAGUGCAAGUGGUAGCAGUGGUGGAGCAGGUUUAACAGGAGCGGUGGAAGGAGCUGUAGCAGAUCUGAAGGGGACGAUGGAUAAUAAGGUAGGUGGAGUUGGGAGUGAGGGUUUAGCGUCAGAGUCAGGGACUGGAACUGGAACAAUAGGAACCAGUGCGGCAGGGACUAGCGGUAUAUCAAUGCAGAAGCAGCAGCAGCAGCAGCAGCAGCAGCAGCAUUCUGGCAAACGCCUGUGUCGGUAUUUUCUGCGCAAAGGCCGAUGCACAAAUGGAGCGAAAUGUCCAUAUCUUCAUGAAGUGGGAGGAGGAGGGGGAGGAGAAGCUAGAGGAAUGACAAGUAGUAGAAAUGACCGAUUUGGAGGUCAGAAAGUAUACAAGCGAUAUGAGGCCGCGCCACGAAUGCCGUUGUUCCAAAUGAUGGUGCGUGGAGAUAUGCAGCGGGAGAAUGAAAAGGUGCUUGAUCUUGUUGAAUACUUGUAUACUCGGGGCAAGUUGUAA